UCAUUCCCCAUCUGGACUGCGAAGCUUGAACGUUUGGACGGUCGGUAAAUAUUUUGUCCCUCGUAACUUGAGUUCAUCGUAAAGAAACUUCUUGUUUUCAGUUUUAUUAUUUACGUGCGCGUAAGAUGGGGACUUUUAAGUGUGAUAUUUCUCAAACGUUUGAGAAGUGGGCAUCAAAACGCUUAGUCCAUUUCCUGUUGUUUUAAACUAGCGAUUCCUGGCGGUAUUUUUAUAGACUAACCUAAACUUUUUCUUUCGUGUGUUAUCUUUGUCCGUCGUCAUUUCUGUUGUGCGCAACCGUGAGAAAGUACUGGUUAUAUCAUUUUAAUUGAUCAUAAGUUUUAAAAUAUUUUUCCUCUUUAGUUCUGAAAGACGUUGUGGUUGAUUGAAGUGAACAUCAUACAUGCAGUGCUGAAAUGUAAGUCUGAACAUUAGAUAUCAUAAAGACGGUGCAUUGUAGAAACUACUGGAACACGUCUUUCUUCUAACGGAAUGAAUAGCAGUGUGUAUAGUUUGAAGAAACUCCUGGCCGGCGCUGUGGAGCCCAGAACAUUCGUCCAGCUUUAAAGUGACUUCCGCCUACUUACACCUUCGCUUUAGUUGACUUGGAACGCGUCGUGACGUAUCGCACUUCAGUCACGUGCCAAUUCGCCCACAAUCACCGACCGUGAUCCACCUGAAACAAUUUCUAACUUCCAUUUGUUUUUUUCUGUUAGGACAGCCAGAAUCCUAUUAGGAUUUCAGAACACCUUUCCUGAAAUUGUCCAGUAUUUGCCUUUAGUUAGAGUUCAUGUACGAAACAUUUAAUGUGAUCACAGUUAAAAUCUUUGAGAAAUACUUUCAUAUUACAUUCAGGUUAACAAGCGAAAUUAACUGCACUCAACGUGUUUUAUAAUCUCAGUAGUUGACGUGUGAUAAAUCUUGUCGUUCAGAAUUACUGUAUUUGAUACUUAAACCAAGAUUAAAGAGAAAUAUGUUUAUCUAAAAAAAAAUUUAUUUAGAAAAGCCUACUUUAAAAUUCUAAUAAAUCAAAUCUGUCAUUUGAAACUAUAUUAUCGGUUAUAGAAGUAACUCCAGAAACUUACCAUUUUAAUAUCCAAAUAUUUAAUUUAGUUUUAUUCCUUUACCGAAUUUAAAAUAUCUCACUAAUGAGCAUCGUUAGAUGAUAAAACGAGUAUGAUUUUCAUCUUAAAAUAUCCUAAUGGAUAGGGCAAGAAGGCUAUACAUUUAAGCUAGUUUAAACUUAAACCACAAAAUCCAUUUUAAACAUAACCUCUACUAGCUUAAUAGUAAGCCAAAAUAUUAUCUUGCCUAAUCAUGACAUCCGGUAACCUUAAAAAUAAUUACCAUUUAUUAAUGCAUAUAAAAUACCCACUCAUCUCCAAAAUCUUAAUAAUCCUGGUAUUGUUGCCAGUGAUCAUUUGUCUGUCCCUAAAUAACGCCGUGAGAGAUUUGCAGAAAAACACAGAUUAUCCGUCUGAGCAAUGGAACAUGCACAUUGCGAUCGCAUUCAGUGAAACACACACGCAGACGUUCUCCCGCGCUUUUAACAAAGCCAUGAACAACGUCACGAGGCUGUUCGUGGAGAAUUAUCACCAGCAUAAUAUCACUUUAUCGCCACUUAUGAUUAUUCUUCCGCAAAAUCAACAGUUCUCCUCCGCCAUUUUAGAGAAAACGUGUUCGCUGCUGGAAGGGAAACACGUAGUCGCUGUGCUGAUAAUUGGCGGAAGUCCCGCUGGGUUUGCUGUGGCGCUGGCGGCUGGAACUGCUGGGAUUCCCGUUCUGUGGGCCAGAGGGGGAACGGGAGAUUUGGUGGGAUAUUUCCAAUCGGAGCUGAGCCCUCUUGAGGUGCGUUUAGAGCCGUCUGUACGCGAGAUGUUGGAGGCUGUACGCGCCAUGGUGUUAGCGACGCACUGGCAUUCUUUCACGGUCCUGGCUGACAGCGAAUCGUCCUCAGGCGUCUUGCUCCGUCGAGACCUGGCAUCCAUCUUGAAUACCCCACCGCUAAACCCGACUUUGCUCAUCCUACGGUCAGGCACUGCGGCACGACACUCAAUUUUUAGGCGGCUGGCGGAUAUCUCGCGUUCUACGAGAGGUGUGAUUGUUCUCAUAUGCAACUUGCAGACAGCCAGGCAGGUCACAACCGAAGCAAAACGUCUCAAUAUGAUGAGUGGUCACUUCGUGUGGUUGUGGAUUGAUACUAGUGCAUCUUCAACACUCGUUUCUGCAACAAACAUCCAGUUCCCUACCGACAACAACAGCAGAAGCGAUCCGAACACCUUCAACUCGACGUUCGAUAAUCCGAAUGCCCCAGAACAGUCCUUGAGAUCAAGACCGAGGUCCUCAUCCAGUAAAAGACACGAAAGAGGGUCAAAUGAUGACAAAACCCAGUGGGACCCCUCAUUAAGCAAUAAUAGUAAGGUAGUUGAUGGUAUAUUUACCACCGGAAAUCCCGAAGAAGUUGUCAGAAAGCCAAGAGAUAUGGAUGUGACGUCAGGUUCAGCGCAAGAUGUCAAAACCUUUAACGUGUUAUCAACAAACUUAAGUGAAAGUGGUCAGCCGAAUUUUACCGACGUCCUAAGACCGUCAGGUCACAAAGAGAAUUUCAUUGGUGAGCCCGAUAUUAACAGUAAUAAAGAUACGUUUACAAAUUCAGCAUCCAGAAAAAUGGGGUUUAACGAUUUGGAUUUUGUUUUGAAAUCAGACGAAUCGGGUACGCGUAAUAUAAAAAACGUUAUAAAGGCUAGUGAUGGUGUAGAACUUUUAGGUCAGGAAAGAAUAAGUGAUAUUGUAAAUUUUAGGGAUAAUAAGCUAAGAUCAGAGCUUGUUCAAAGUACGAGGAGUGAUGGAUGGGUUUAUAAUGAAAAUAUAAAUGACGGAAGUGAACGUUUUAAGGUUAGGUUACCGGGUUUUAAUGAACAGGAUUUGGACGACGACGUGGAUGAAGCACUUCCGGUAGGAUUGUUAGCUUUGAGGACGCAACCUAUGCGACUGGAUCGCCAUCUGGUGAAAGGUGCUGUUCGUCUGGUGGCAGAAACUUUGCUCGGUGUUCUCACCCGGUGUGCAGCGUGGAUGCCUGCACCACCCUCGUCCGUCAACAGCUGUUGGACGACGCCAUCCGAAUCGUACCGAAACUUCUCAGACAUGUUUGCGAGGGAAUUGCGAACAGCAGUAAGAGAAUCUUUGGUGGGCAGGAGAGAAUCUGAAGUCAGUGGUAAAGUAGACAGAUCGCUUGUAGCAUCGUUUGAUGUUCUAAACCUGGUACAAGAAAAGAGUGCAACCGACAACGAGGGUACUCUGGGUCUCAACGAACCUGAGGGCGAGAGUGUCGCUGUUUCGUGGAAGUUGGUGGGCGAAGUUGUAGGGCGAGGAGUUCGCCUGGACACAAUCGUGUGGCCGGGAGGUGACCUGGUUGUAGCAGGUCUCUCUCCUCGUGCUCGGAGUGUGUUUCGUAUCGUAACAGCUCUGGCCCCACCGUUCGUGAUGGAGGGCGAGUUGGACGAGGACGGGCAAUGUCUGCGCGGCCUACCCUGUCACCGGGUCCUCACAUCUGACAAGGACAACCUCACGCUUGUCUUCAACGAGAUGGAGACCAAUGAACGGCUAGAGGAAGAAGAACUAUCUUUGAUUGACGAAGAUUCAGUGUUAAAUAUUCUGACAGCGAAGACAGUUCGCGAUACGGAAUCCCAACCCAACGGUCAGAAUUCUGAUGACGUCAGACGUCGGCCAUUUGCAUCGUCUUCCCCGACAUUUGAGCUGCCUAAUAGUCACCAACGAUACAAAUACAAGACGAAUUGUUGUUAUGGUCUAGCAAUGGACUUGCUUGAGAAUAUUGCUCAAGAACUCGAAUUUGACUUUCAUCUUUAUAUAGUAGCAGAUGGUCUUUUUGGAACUAAGUCUCGCGAUGUCCAACAAUCUUUUCACUCAAGAGCGAAGAAUACGGUUGUUGAACGUGGUGAUCCAAAAUGGAAUGGAAUUGUUGGUGAUUUGGUUUCUGGUGCAGCGCAUAUGUCAUUCGCGGCUUUGAGUGUUUCAAGUGCUAGGUCAGAGGUCAUAGAUUUCUCAGCUCCGUAUUUUUUUAGUGGCGUGAGCUUCCUGGCAGCUCCGACACAGAAAAGUGAAAUACCACUACUCGCGUUUUUGUUACCGUUUAGUCCAGAGCUCUGGAUCGCGAUAUUUACGUCGCUGAACAUAACUGCAAUGGCGGUCGCCGUUUACGAGUGGUGGAGUCCGUUCGGGUUAAACCCGUGGGGUAGGCAGAGGAGUAAGAAUUUCAGUAUUGCGUCCGCGUUGUGGGUGAUGUGGGGACUGCUCUGCGGACACCUGGUGGCAUUCAAGGCCCCAAAGUCGUGGCCGAAUAAGUUUCUCAUCAACGUCUGGGGAGGAUUCUCGGUUAUAUUCGUGGCAAGUUACACCGCCAACAUCGCAGCCCUCAUAGCCGGACUAUUUUUCCACAAUGACGUCAGCAACUACCACGACCGAAGCUUGCUGAGUCAGCGAGUGGGAGCUCCAAGGGCCUCGGCAGCCGAUUAUUACGUCCACCGCGCCAAUCAACGUCUGUGGGAACACAUGCAGAAAUAUGCAGUAAUAGAUGUUGAAGAUGGGAUUCAGCAUCUCAAGAAUGGAUCUCUCGAUAUUUUGAUCGCUGACACGCCAAUCUUGGAUUACUAUCGGGCGACGGAUCAUGGCUGCAAACUGCAGAAGGUUGGCGAUGCCAUCAACGAAGAUACUUACGCUGUAGCCAUGGCGAAGGGUUUUCCACUUAAGGACAGUAUCUCCGCGGUGAUAGCUAAAUACUCUAGCAAUGGAUAUAUGGACAUCCUUCAGGAGAAGUGGUACGGUGGCCUCCCGUGUUUCAAACUCGCCACCGACAUCGCCCAGCCACAACCUCUGGGAGUGGCAGCUGUCGCAGGGGUGUUUAUACUACUUGGCUUAGGAAUGGUGUUAGGUUGCCUCAUUCUUAUUUUUGAACAUUUAUUCUACCGGUACACCCUUCCAAUUCUUCGACAUCAGCCGAAAGGAACGAUUUGGAGGAGUCGAAAUAUAAUGUUCUUCAGUCAAAAACUGUACCGAUUCAUCAACUGCGUAGAGCUCGUAUCUCCACAUCACGCGGCAAGAGAACUUGUUCACACGAUUAGGCAGGGGCAGAUAACGAGCCUUUUCCAGAAGAGUGUUAAGAGGUUUCAUCCAGAUUCUUAA
This is a messenger RNA of Zootermopsis nevadensis, 5199 nucleotides long. The record is from RefSeq and is a predicted model, not a curated record. Lineage: Eukaryota; Metazoa; Arthropoda; Insecta; Blattodea; Termopsidae.